AUGGGGGCGCUGAUAUCCCUGCUGAGGUCGGAGUACAGCGGAAGCAGGAGCAAAUUUGGGCUGAAGAAAAGCCGCUCGACAACCGGAGGCGAGCCGCGGGCCAGGUCCGCGGAUGGCAGCGUCAGCGAGAGCGGGGCCCGCGAGCGGUCCCGCGAGGUAGUUUUUCCAGAGUCCUUCGAGGUUUUGCCGCAGCCGCGCGACCUUACUUACGUAGGGCUGCCUCACGAACAGCAGCGCAAGUUCCGGUGCCGGUUCUGCGGCAAGGGCUACCGGUGGAAGAGCACGAUGCGCAGACACGAGACAGUAGAGUGCGGGGGCAAGCCGCCCGCCUUUCAGUGUCCAGAAUGCCCCUACAAGGCCCGCCAGCGCGGAAACCUCACCGUCCAUUACAAGAGACACCACCUGAAGAUGCCUUUUGAUGAAGUUUCUCAGGGAUCGCCAGAGGAGCAGCGAGGGCAGAGUGAGGAUGAGGAGGAGGAGAGGAGGAAAGUGUUUGGGUGCGAGGUCUGCGGGCGUCGUUACAGGAGAGUAAUAUCGCUCCAGCGGCACAAGAGACUCGAGUGCGGAAAGGAGGCCCAAUUUGAGUGCAUUAUUUGCCACAGCAAGUUCAAGCACAAGCACAGUCUGCUGAGGCACUACCGGGUCCACCUCUCGUUCGCUAAUCCCGACAAUAAAUUAGAGCCGGAGGUCCACCAGCACCCCGGCGACUGA
Cotesia congregata is the source of this 711-nucleotide messenger RNA. The record is from the annotation of a GenBank genome assembly. NCBI's taxonomy places the organism in Eukaryota, Metazoa, Arthropoda, Insecta, Hymenoptera, Braconidae.